AUGUGAACCAUGCAGGUGGAUGCUGUUCUUGUGCUCUUCUGUGUUUGGCUCGCAGGAACAGCUGGGAGCUUGGCCCAGUCAAGGGGUCACAAGCUGGAGAUCUACAACAAACAGAGCAGGUCACGAAGAGAGACCAGAAUGGAUGGGGGUGGUGUUAAAAAAACUGGAAGCCCAAUUUACAAGCGAAGUCCAGACAUGACAAAAUCUUUGAUGACAAAAUCUGAGCAACUCCUGAGAAUAGAAGACCAUGAUUUCACCAUGAGGCCAGCGUUUGGAGGUCCUCCAAUUCCUGUUGGAGUGGAUGUUCAGGUUGAAAGUCUGGACACCAUCUCCGAGGUGGAUAUGGACUUUACCAUGACACUUUACCUGCGUCACUACUGGAAGGACGAGCGGCUGUCGUUCCCGAGCACCAACAACCAGAGCAUGACCUUUGACAGUCGCCUGGUGAAAAAGAUUUGGGUUCCUGACAUGUUCUUCGUCCACUCUAAGCGCUCUUUUAUCCAUGACACCACAACUGAUAACGUCAUGCUGAGGGUUUACCCGGAUGGCAACGUCCUCUACAGUCUCAGAGUCACUGUCACUGCUAUGUGCAACAUGGACCUCAGCCGCUUCCCUCUGGACACACAAACCUGCUCGCUGGAGAUUGAGAGCUAUGCGUACACAGAUGACGACCUGAUGUUGUACUGGAAGAAAGGCAACGAAUCCCUGAACACGGACGAUAGAAUAUCUCUGUCCCAGUUCCUCAUCCAGAAAUUUCACACCACCACCAAGCUGGCUUUCUACAGCAGCACAGGCUGGUACAACCGUUUGUACAUCCACUUCACCCUGCGGCGCCACAUCUUCUUCUUCCUGCUGCAGACUUACUUCCCUGCUACUCUGAUGGUCAUGCUGUCCUGGGUGUCCUUCUGGAUCGACCGUAGGGCCGUCCCCGCCAGGGUGCCACUAGGCAUCACCACAGUGCUGACCAUGUCCACCAUCAUCACCGGGGUCAACGCCUCCAUGCCGCGGGUCUCCUACAUCAAGGCAGUGGACAUUUACCUCUGGGUCAGUUUUGUCUUUGUCUUCCUCUCGGUGAUAGAGUACGCGGCAGUCAACUACCUCUCCACUGUACAGGAGAGGAAAGAGAGGAAACUAAGGGAGAGACUGCCGUGUACAUGCAGCAUUGGCAACCCUGAUGAGAUGAUGAUCGACCCCCAGAUCACUGGCUAUGGGUCCAUGGAUAUAAACAACACAGGGAAUUAUGGGAUGCCUGAGAACGGUGGUCGCCAGGAUCGAAUGUUGGCCCGGGUGUCAUUGAAUGACCCGCACAUUGCAAGCCAGGUGAAGCCAUCCAGAGGCUAUGUGAACAUUUGGAUAGACACCCACGCCAUAGACAAGUACUCAAGGAUUGUGUUUCCUGGAGCGUACAUCCUCUUUAACAUCAUCUAUUGGUCCAUCUACUCGUAACCAGGGAUGCAGAAGUAGAGUCUUGUGAGAGUCGUUAAUGAUGAGACUCCAGAAGCUUGGCUCAUUUGUAGAGGAGCAGGAAAAUAGCAUUGCAUUUGAUGCUUUUCAGACCCAGAAACUGCACUUAAGAUGCAUGGGGACAAUCGUCAGAUUGGUAACCAUUGCCUUCUCAACCCAGCCCCUUAAAACAGAAGAGUUUAUAAAUGAGCUACUGACUCACAGAACAGUCAUUGCUGUUUUUCACUCCAUCAAAUCGAUGUGGCUUCAUGUUGUAACUAUCAGUGCAGGUGAUGGAAAGACAUUUGGAUAUUUUUGCCUCAGGACUUACUGCACAGUGAGACGCAACACGGAGCUGUGCAUUUUAACUCGGCGACAUUUCAGUUCUUGAUGCAGUGACUCUUUGACCACAUUUUUAAAACCAAAAAAUGUGAACUGAAAACCUCGGCUUAUGAACUUCAGUUGACAAUCAAUGGCAAACUAAAAUACUUUAAGGAAUAGUUUGGCUUAUUUGCAUUUUGGUAGAAAGUUAGAUAACAAAAUGUAUACCACUCUCAUGUCUGUACAGUAAAUAUGAAGCUAAAGCAAGGAGAAGGCUAGCAUAAUACAGCUAGCCUGCUCUAUCCACCUACCAGCAUCGCUUAAACAGGCUUAGUAAUUAAAUUGUCAAAUCAUAUAUUAGUUACUUUGAGAGAGAGAGAUAUAUAUAAAGUGUGUUAAAUAGGCUUAUGUAUUGUCUUGUUUCAGGUGCAAGCCCCUGAAUUGAAUCAAGUUGAAAUCGUAUCGUGGCUUACUUUAUGAUAUCAGUAAAUAUUGUACUGUUGCCCAUAGAAUCAAUAAAAUAUUGUAUUGGGAUCAAAUGUGGGAUUUCCACCCCUAGCAGGCACAUGGUGGCCUUAGGACCGAGCCAGGCUAGCACCGCCUAGCUGUACAAACAUGAGAGCGGUAUCAAUCUUCUUUUCUGACUCUCGGCUGAGAAAACUAUUUAGUGCCAUUUUCCAAAAUUUGAAACUAUUUCUUCAGAAACCUGCUAAUCUUAUUAUUCUUAAAGCAUGUUAUUAUGAUUCAGUCUGUGUUACAUUUCUCUUAAUCUUUGUUUCAAUGCAAUUAUUUUGCUGUGAAGCUACUUGCUGCGUUGCAUUUAUGUGAUUUGAUAAAGUAAUGGUAUACAGGCAAAAUAAUGCAUUCUAUUUAAAUCACAAAUGUAAAAUAUAUGUUUAGUAAAUCCCAAACACUGAUUAUGGUAUUGACUUUUUUAAAUGUCUUUAUUUCUUUUUCUUUUUUUUUAUACAACUGAAGCUCAUUUCCUCUUGUUUGGUGUUGUGAGGCUCUGAGAUUCGCUGUGACCCGUUAGUUGCUAGUUUAAUAUGUUGAUAAAAGAUAUUUAAAAUAUAUUUUGGUGGAUUAUUACAAUAAAAUGACCAAACCCACAGAUAUUACAUUUGGUAAAAAUGUUUAAUGUUUUGUUUCAUGAAAAUGUGAUAUUUGAGCAGAAUUUAGGUGCUGGACAACACAACCACAAUACUGUACAUAUUAAAUCUCCAUGUUACACAUUUAGUAUGUAUAAAUGUAAAUGGAUUGAGAUGCAUGGCUGAAUAUCGCUUUUAUUCUGAAUUUUGCUUCUGCAGACAUCAAUAAAAAUCUGCCGAAACAACCU
This is a messenger RNA of Etheostoma cragini (Arkansas darter), 3100 nucleotides long. Its product is annotated as gamma-aminobutyric acid receptor subunit rho-1-like. The transcript is spliced from 10 exons. Gene Ontology annotation, molecular function: GABA-A receptor activity; neurotransmitter receptor activity; extracellular ligand-gated monoatomic ion channel activity. Gene Ontology annotation, cellular component: neuron projection; membrane; GABA-A receptor complex. The coding region runs from base 10 to 1446 and encodes 478 amino acids. Gene Ontology annotation, biological process: signal transduction; nervous system process; regulation of membrane potential. Lineage: Eukaryota; Metazoa; Chordata; Actinopteri; Perciformes; Percidae. The record is from RefSeq and is a predicted model, not a curated record.